This is a messenger RNA of Benincasa hispida (wax gourd), 1580 nucleotides long. RefSeq names its product protein NODULATION SIGNALING PATHWAY 2-like. The record is from RefSeq and is a predicted model, not a curated record. NCBI's taxonomy places the organism in Eukaryota, Viridiplantae, Streptophyta, Magnoliopsida, Cucurbitales, Cucurbitaceae.
AUUAGCCUUUCAAUUUCAUUCAUAAAGUUAACAUCUUUAUGAAUACAAUGGAAUUUGAAUCCAUUGAGUUCCUUACCAAUUACAAUUACUUUUCAUCAGUUGAACCCUUUUUCCAAAGCCAUGAAUUUUCUGGGUGCAGACAAGCAAAUUCUUGCUCUUCUCUCUCAGAAAACUCCUCUCAAAAUUCCUUCCAAGAAGGAAGCUUUUUGGAAUAUGAUGAUCAAAAUUUGCUUCAAUUUGAUCCAAUAUUCAAUUACAACCCUGAAGACUUCCUCACAAUUUCCUCUGUAGAUCCUCAAAACAUUGAAGAACUCAGCAAUUCAAGUCCUGUAGAAGAAGAAGAAAAUUCCAAUAAUACUAUUUUCAAGGGAAUUCAAGCAGAGCUAAUGGAAGAAGAGAGCUUAACAGAUCUAUUAUUAGCAGCAGCUGAAGCAAUUGAAGCACAAAACCAUUUCCUUGUUUCAAAUUUGAUUGAAAAGCUGAAGAAUUUACUUUUAUAUGACAUGGGUUCAUCUUCAUUCAAUCAAUUGGCUUGGUUUUUCACUCAAGGACUCCAUUACAAGACAGUUGAUUAUAAUAUUCUUGCAGCUGAUUAUCAAAUCAAGAUUAACAAUAACUCCAUGUCAGCCUUUCAGAUGUUGCAGCAGCUAUCUCCUUAUAUAAAGUUUGCUCAUUUCACAGCCAAUCAAGCAAUUCUUGAAGCAGCAGAAGGGGGGAAAAUCAUUCAUGUUAUAGAUUUUGAUAUCAUGGAAGGAAUUCAAUGGCCACCAUUAAUGGCUGAUCUUGCAGCUAAGAAAGAUGUUUGUUCUUUGAGAUUGACAGCCAUUGUACAAGACAAUGAAAAUGAGAGAAAGAUUAUUGAGCAAACAGGGUGGAGAUUAAUUGAAUUUGCUAAAUCAAUCAAUCUCCCCUUCAUAUUUGAUCAAAUGGGAAUUGAAAAAGCAGAAAACUUUGAGGAAAUUCAAGUGUUGGGUGAGACAGUAAUUGCCAAUUGUAGUGGCAUUUUUCACCAUAUUUUAAGCUAUGGAAACUUAUCAAAGCUUGAAACUUUUAUAAAUGGGGUUUCAAAACUUUCCCCUAAAUGUGUAGUUUUAGUUGAAGAAGAGCUUUUUAAGGUCAGUAAACAGCUUGCAGGGCCUCAACCAAUGUCAUUUGUGGAGUUUUUCUUUGAAGCUUUUCAUCAUUUCUCUGCUCUUUCAGAUUCACUUUUGAGAUGCUUUUCUGGGGUUUAUGAAAAUGGAUUCAAACAAGUGAUGGAAGAGUUUUUAGGGACAAGAAUUUUGGAAUCAGUUACUCAAUUCCCUUGUGAUAAAACAUAUGUGUGGAAAAGUGCUUUUGAUCAUUUGAAAGACUACAAGAAAAUCCCUUUUAGUUCUUUCAAUUGCUCUCAAGCUAAGUAUUUGAUUAGCCUUUUCAGAGGAGAUUUUUGGGUGCAGCAUGAGAAGUGUAGCUUAAGCUUGUGUUGGAAAUCAAGGCCAUUGUGUACAGCUACAAUUUGGGUUCCAAGAGUGGCAAAUUGAAGAGUUUACUAAGAACAAAUACUAUCAUUUGAUUCUUUUGUUCAAUAUCAUUAUUGUAGG